AAACCUGGGCGCAUCCCUCUUUCGGGCCCUGGCUUUACUGGAACCCAUCGAGCUCAGCGACAUUGCAAAGGAAACUUGUCCACGGCACUAUUGCCUGCUGUCACGUCCUGGACUUUCUCGCUGUCUGAACCUUUCUCGACCGGAUGCUGUUUUACAAUUUGUCUCUUUGAUGGUAGUUUUCUUCAGUGCUCAGACUCGUUUGAGCGCUUGGCUUGAACAGAAGGGGGAUUGAAUAUAGAAGCUACUUUUGCUCAUCUGCUCGGAGGAAAAUGACGUGACGUGCGGAUGGUGGGAAACCGCACUGAUCCCUCAUUCCGUACGCUGAUCCACCACCAAUCUCGAGAACAAUGAAGCCCCCGCUACAACUACCCGGUUUACCAAGCUACUCCCUCUCCCAUCUACUUCCAACUCAUCGCUUUGCUUUGUGCAAUGUGGUAAUCCUAACGGCACAUUGUUUAUUUCUUCGCGCUUUGGCUGAUUUUGACAGGUUAGUACGUGAGCGGAUAGCCCAUUUCCCAAUCUGGCGGGCAGUCUCGAGGGCCAUAGCGCACCAGUUUCUGUUUUAUAUCCCGCGCUCGCAGCGAUGCAGAACAGCCCACACCGAGCCUCCCAUCCUCCAGCCACCCUCCCGAUCCAUCCCAGAUGACUCUCCUCGUCAGUCGCUUCCCGCGUCCCAAUGGCACGUUCGUCGACUCCAUCAGCACCGUCGAGCAGCUCCUCGCCCAGUACAUGACUGCCUUGCGCCGCAGAGAGCAGGAGGUCCGGGCGGGCAUGACUUCGAGUCAACUUCCACCCGACUUUCCUGUCACGCAGAGCAAAUUUCUUGCACGCAUCGACAAUUCGCCGGGCUAUUCGUUCUUCGCCAGCAUCAAGUACCGUGUGUAUAACCGGGAUCAAUGUUCCGGGUGGACGCUCUACGUCCAGUGGGAAGAGCGAAACGCCGAGAGGCCGACCGCCGUCGCGUCAUUCCGCAUUCCCAACACCAUCGCCGGGGAUAUAUACCGCUCCGUGCAGAUCACCACCGACCUCGUGCUCGAGGCGCUCAUCGCCUCGCUGUACAAUGCGGCGCCUGCCGCGCUUGUCGUGACCACCGGUCCGGUAUACCACGAACCAGGGAACUCUGGCUGGCUGGCGCGCUAUGUCGAGUCGGUAGUCCUCCAGGUCGACGCCAACAGCAAUCCCAAUGGCGCGCACGCGGUCCGUACUGUGGACCAGCGGGUCAUGUGCCCGUGUCUCGGAGCUGUGCAAGGAUGUCAGGCAUGGGUGCCGGCGAGCGCACAGCCUGCUUUGUGCAAAGACCACCUCGGAAUGCGAUAAAUGUGAAUGUGGGGAAGAAAUCACUCGGACCGUUGUACUUGUAUUCACUGCAUGUAACAUAUAAUCAUUUUGAGAACAAGAGCACUUGAAACAGG
Messenger RNA from Mycena citricolor, 1412 nucleotides. The record is from the annotation of a GenBank genome assembly. NCBI's taxonomy places the organism in Eukaryota, Fungi, Basidiomycota, Agaricomycetes, Agaricales, Mycenaceae.